UAUGGAGAGGCCUGGGUUUAAGGAGCUGAUGAUGUGGUCCAUCAGAAUAAGAGAAGACAUUUGACCCCAGAUAAAGCCUUAGAUUGCAGAGUGAAGUGAAGAUCCUGAAUAAUAAUCAUGCCCACCAUGACCAGAGCAGAAGACACACCCCCUAUUAUACUCAAUGACCUGUGUGGAAGAAAGAGCAGGAGUAGUCUGCUCUUGAAUAUGGGUGAUGGGGAUUCCUAGAACUGAGGACUUUACACAGGGAAGAAACUUCUUUCUGGAUCUGGGGGAGCCAAGAGCUUUGAUAAAGUUGGUUUUAAAGGAGAAAAAAGUCAAAUAAUUUUCCACUAUUUAAAAAAAGCUAUUUGAAGACAUGAUGGAGUAAAUGAAGCAACUGCUCACACAUUAACUUCUGCUGAGACAUCCAGUAACUGACUUAUCUUAUCUUGAUUGUGGGAGCCUAUGCCUUAUGCAUUCUCAGAGACACAGGAUCCACUGACCUGCACGAGAAGCACAGGAUUUUCUAGCUCUCUUUACAGAAGAAUGAAACCUCUGCUUGGAACCUUUUAUCUGCUGGGUAUGCUGGUUCCUGGUUGGUUGGGAUACGAUAGAUCCCUCACACAACAGAGACAAGAAGUUGUGGAUAAAGUAGUGAGUCCAUGGAGGAUCCUGGAGACAUAUUCUUAUAACAGAUAUCACCCCAUGGGGGAGAUCUACCAGUGGAUGAGUGAGAUAAGGGAGAAGUACACGGAAGUGGUGACGCAGCAUUUCCUAGGAGUGACCUAUGAGAGCCGGCCCAUGUAUUAUUUGAAGAUCAGCCAACCAUCCAGUAACCCCAAGAAGAUUAUCUGGAUGGACUGUGGAAUUCAUGCCAGGGAAUGGAUUGCCCCUGCUUUCUGCCAGUGGUUUGUGAAAGAAAUUCUACAGAACUAUGAAGACAACUCAAGGAUAAGAAGGCUCCUUAAAAACCUGGACUUCUAUGUGCUUCCGGUUCUUAACAUAGAUGGUUACAUCUACACUUGGACGACUGAUCGGCUUUGGAGGAAGUCCCGUUCAUCCCAUAAUAAUGGCACGUGUUUUGGAACAGAUCUCAAUCGAAACUUUGAUGCAUCCUGGUGUAGUAUUGGUGCAUCUCACAACUGUGAAAGUUUAACAUUUUGUGGAACGGGACCCAUGUCUGAACCAGAGACAAAAGCUGUUUCCAGCUUUAUCGAGAGCAAGAAGGAGAACAUUGCCUGCUUCCUGACCAUGCACUCUUAUGGACAGCUCAUUCUGGUGCCUUAUGGCUACACCAAAAAUAAAUCAAAUAACCACGAGGAAUUGAUCCAAGUUGGACAGAAGGCAGCAAAUGCAUUGAAAGCAAAGCAUGGAACCAAUUAUAGAGUUGGAUCGAGUGCAGAUAUUUUAUAUGCUACAUCAGGAUCCUCAAGAGACUGGGCUCGGGACAUUGGGAUCCCCUUUUCAUACACAUUUGAACUGAGGGACAAUGGUACCUAUGGAUUUGUCCUGCCAGAAACUCAGAUUCAGGCCACUUGUGAGGAAACCAUGGAGGCUGUGCUUUCAGUCCUAGAUGAUGUAUAUGAGAAGUACUGGUACACAAACAGUGCCAGAAAGGCAAAAUCUACUGCUCUGGUGCUGAGCUUGCUGAUGUCCUUCAUGUCUCUUCUCUAAGUGCAUCCUACCCAGACCUGCUCGGCCCCAGUGACAUGGAUAUGGCUGCCCAACAGGUGCUUUUGCAACUAUGGAGAAAUCAAAUAAUUUAACUAGAAAUACUUUCAAUAAAGAUGAAUCAUCUUU
Molecule: messenger RNA, 1782 nt
Organism: Bubalus bubalis (water buffalo)
Lineage: Eukaryota; Metazoa; Chordata; Mammalia; Artiodactyla; Bovidae
Gene: CPO
Product: carboxypeptidase O
Exons: 9
Coding region: 448-1656 (402 amino acids)
Biological process (GO): proteolysis
Molecular function (GO): zinc ion binding; metallocarboxypeptidase activity
Source: RefSeq, a predicted model, not a curated record